GGAUGAAUCACAACGACACACGCUGAGCCGAGAGAGGUAGUCGGACAGCAGCCAGCAACAGCAGCAGCAGCAGCAGCAAGAGCAGUUGUUGUACCACUGUAGCAGACCCGCGCCGCUGGAGCAACCAUGGGCUGGUGGAACGUGUGCUUUGGCGUCAUUGCGAGCGCCGCCCUCGUGCGGUCUUCGGCCUUGCCAGCCAUAGCGGCGCCGCAGCCACAAGUGCAGCCUCCGGUUGCCCAACAGCAGCAGCAGCAGGAGCCGGCGGCGUCGCCUGCCGUCGCGACGCCCGACGCCGGCACCGGCAGAGGCCUGGGCCAGCAUAGUAGGAACUCCAUCCAGACGGGCGACAGCCUCAUGGACGCUAUCUACAACGACUGCCUGCGCAAGGACUCAGUGUCGUGCGUCAAGUACAAGCUGUUCUCGUUCGUGGACAAGGUGCUCGCUUCCAAGGACUCGUUCAGCCUGACGGAGGGCGUCACCGUCGUUAAGUCCCCGGGCGUCGGCGACGGAGGCCCGCGCGCCCUCGACCAGGAAGCCGCCGACUCGCAGUCCACCGACGUCGAGUCGAUGCUGGUCAGCCGUGUUGACCGCUUCCUGCGCACACACACGCUCAAGAUCGACUUGAACGGCAACGAUGUCGUGAACGCUGUCACGUCAGCAGGGCGCGCGCUCGGAGACGUCGCCGAGGGUUUGGGUCUCACUUCCGAGGACGACACUGCCGCAGCUUCUGCUGCUGGUGACGCCGAAGGCAGAGGAAAGAAAAAGAAAGCGGCCAAGAUCCUGCUGCCGCUGCUGCUGGCGCUGAAGGUGAAGGGCGCGGCGCUGGUGGCUCUCGCCCUGGGGGCCAUCGCCCUCAUCGCCGGCAAGGCGCUGCUCAUCGGCAAGAUCGCGCUGCUGCUCGCGGCCAUCAUCGGCCUCAAGAAGCUGCUGUCGCAGCAGCAGAAGACCGUCACCUACGAAAUCGUGGCGCACCCGCACCACACGUCGUCGCACGUCAGCGGUCACGAGUACUCGGCGGUGGGCGGCGGCGGCGGCUACGGUGGCGGCGACAUCGGCGGCGGCUACGCCAGCAGCGGCAGCGGCGGACACGGCGGCUGGGGACGCAGCCUCGAGGACGCCCACCAGAUCGCGUACCGCGCGUACGCGCCUCAGCAGGCGGCUCAGCAGUAG
Messenger RNA from Schistocerca americana (American grasshopper), 1170 nucleotides. RefSeq lists its product as uncharacterized. The transcript is spliced from 2 exons. Lineage: Eukaryota; Metazoa; Arthropoda; Insecta; Orthoptera; Acrididae. The record is from RefSeq and is a predicted model, not a curated record. Bases 127 to 1170 code for a protein of 347 amino acids.